Messenger RNA from Daphnia carinata, 3931 nucleotides. It is a transcript of the gene Sp1, whose product is annotated as transcription factor Sp9-like. Gene Ontology annotation, biological process: regulation of transcription by RNA polymerase II. Gene Ontology annotation, molecular function: DNA-binding transcription factor activity, RNA polymerase II-specific; RNA polymerase II cis-regulatory region sequence-specific DNA binding. The transcript is spliced from 4 exons. The record is from RefSeq and is a predicted model, not a curated record. Bases 540 to 2498 code for a protein of 652 amino acids. NCBI's taxonomy places the organism in Eukaryota, Metazoa, Arthropoda, Branchiopoda, Diplostraca, Daphniidae.
CAGAACUUGCUGAAGCGGCGUCCAGUGCGGGCCGCAGCUCUUUUCACUCUCUCAAACCAGUUUUUUUUUUUUUUUCGUACCUCAAUCCUUUCUUUAAUCAUACACACAAACAACAUCGUUCAUUGCCUUCAUUUAUUUUGAAGAACCUUCCGACUUGUGCGUUGGUUGUUUUGUGUUUCUUAAAUUUGUUUUUCGGUGAUGUGGUGAUUCGGUCUCUUCGAUCUCCGAAAAAGAUUUGCGAUUUUUGUGCUUCGUUUUUCCAAAGUGACGGUCGAAUUGUUCCAUACCGUUACAUCCGAUCGAGACAAGUGUGGGCCAGUUCUCUUCGUGACUUCUGCCAAAUUGUUAAUUAAAGAAAAAAAAAAAAAAAUUAUUUCCAGUUCUGUGACAGCUGGACGCAAACGAGUUUCAUCCGUCGGGGACGAGAAGUGUAAUCCAAACAACAACAAAUACAAGUGCCAAAAGAAACUAGAUUGCUCUUGCUGAGCCAUCCUUUAAAAAGGCCAUCAACAGAAAAAAACAAAAAACAAAUUGCGACAAUGUUGACCGACGUACCGGGAAUGUUGACCCGAGCCGGGUUAUACCCACACAGCCAGCCGACGGCGGCCGUCAUUCACGACAAAUCGGCACAAGAGGCUCAGGCAGCGGCGGCUGCAGCGGCGGCGGCGGCGGCCGGUCUGACGGCCGGCGUCCACGGUCUGCUCCACUCCAAAUCGAGGCUGUGGCAUUCGGAGAAAGACAUUCUGGAGCAUCCAGGAUUGAGAGGCACACCGUUGGCCAUGCUGGCCGCCCAGUGCAGCAAACUGUCGUCCAAGAGUCCGCCUCCAUUGGCUGACGCUGCCGUCGGCAAGGGAUUCCACCCGUGGAAGAAAUCGUCGGCCGGAGGUAACAACACGAACGCAUCCAGCACGACGGCCACAGCCACGAGCGGAAACAACACGUUGGCUACCUCUUCCGCAUCGACCGGGGGCCUCAACAACAACAAUAACAACAACGGCCAAUUCAACGGCGUUCAGAACGGACAGGCUGGCCAGCGGCAGGCCAGCGCCACGACGACAAACACCAACACGUCGGCCGUAACGAGCUUGGGCGCUGCAACGGCUACGGGUCUGGGCAUGGCCGGCUAUCACCAGAGACCCGGAAUGGGAGCUACAGCGGCUGGUUCUUACGGAGGGGAUCUGUACUUCAGCCAUCCGCAUCAAACAGCGGAUAUGUACCCAAGGACGGCCCACCAUCCCUACGAGCAGGCGUGGCAGUUCCAGCAGCACGUCAAACAAGAAGCGGCCAGUGUCAACGGGUCCAGCUGGUGGGAUAUGCACCAAGCGGCAGCCGCUGGCGGAUGGCUGGACAUGAGCGGAGCUACGGCGAUGCCGUCGCAUCACACCUCGGCGAUGCACGCGGCUGCGGCCGCCGCCGCCGCCUCGGCCGCCUACUCCAGCGACUACUCGGCCUCGCUGGCUGCGGCCGGCAGCACGGCCCAUUUGCUCUCGACUGGACAACACCUGCUGCAGGACACGUACAAAUCGAUGCAACAACACCACUCGUCCGUCACGGCACCUUUCGGCGUCGGUCUGGGAACGGCCGGACAUCAAGCGACGGCCGCGUCCGUCUCUUCCGCCGCCACAUCAGCCCAUCAGGUUCCGUCGCCUCGCUCGUCGCGUCGCUACACGGGCCGAGCCACUUGCGACUGCCCCAACUGCCAGGAGGCGGACCGUCUGGGCCCUGCCGGCGCCCAUUUGCGCAAGCGCAACAUCCACAGUUGCCACAUCCCCGGCUGCGGCAAAGUCUACGGGAAGACGUCGCACUUGAAAGCCCAUCUGCGCUGGCACACGGGCGAGCGUCCGUUCGUCUGCAACUGGCUCUUCUGCGGCAAAAGAUUCACCCGCUCCGACGAGCUGCAGCGCCACUUGCGGACCCACACGGGCGAGAAGCGCUUCGCCUGCCCGGUUUGCAACAAGCGUUUCAUGCGCUCCGAUCACCUCAGCAAGCACGUCAAGACGCACAGCGCUGGCGGUGGAGGCGGAAGCGGCGGAGGCACCGGCAGCGGAGGCAGCGGUAAGGGAGGAUCCAGCAGUUGCGGAUCCUGUUCGGAAUCGGAAGAAGGCGCCGAUGAUCGCGAUUGCAACAGCCAAUCUGAACCGCCAGGUAGCGUCAGCUCGCCCGGAGCCAAUUCUUCCGUCAACAGCCCGACUCCGGUCCAGCAGCAGCAGCAGCAACAACAGCAGCAACAACAACAGCAGCAGCAACAGUUGCACCACCCCCACCAUUUGCCGAUCGUCGGCCACCAUCCCCACCAUCCGCACCACCACCAUCAUAAUAUGAUGAUGCUCCAGCAUCACACGGACAUGCACCACCACCAUCAGCAGGUUAUGCACUCGCUUCACCAUCCGCUGCAUCAUCAUCAUCAGCUGGGCAUCGGUGGCCACCAUCACGCCGGCCAUCACCAUCACCUGGGAGUCGUUGAUGCUGUUGGCGAUCACAUUAAAUCGGGCCAUUAAUUUCUCUUUAUUACUAUUAUUAUUAUUAAUAUUAUUAUUGUUUUGGCGUGGCGUGGCGCCAAGUUUGAAAACAAAAAAUGCAGAACCACUUUUGAUUUUUCUUGAAGAAAAAAGACAUUAACGGAAACCAAAUUUGCAUAAAGUAAAUGUUGAAAGCACCAAUUUUUUUUUUUUUUGGUUUUGUUUUAGAUACCAAGCUUGCAUUUGGUCCCCCUUCCUCCAACCGUCUCCGAAGGCAACGUUUCUUUGAAUGUUUGCCUCUGCUCGCCUCGCCCCCCUGAAUGUGAAUAUUUUUUCUUAACCUUAACUCUAAACUUUGUAUGCAUAUGAAUCCCCAAGAGCUGAAUUGAAUGUCGAGACGUUGACAAAAGCAAAAGUUUGAAAAAGAACAAAAAAAAAAAAAAAAAAAAAAAAAAAAAAAAUGAGAAAGAAAAUGUUUGCUUCAAUCGCGCGAACUUUGUGAAGGUUCGUCAUCGCGUAACGUGAAUUACAGAUAUUAAAAAUAUACUAUAUGUAAACUAUACACACAUUAUUACCACCCAAUCAUUGUCUCAUGUUUACACCUGUGUUCUCGUAUCGUGUAAUUGUCCCAUUUUGUACUUGGAACUGCCGACUCAAUUUCAUUUUCAUUGUUUGUUUUCCCUUUUGUUCUUGUGCGUGAGUGGACGACUUUGAGCGAUCGGCUUCACGACCACGACAAAAAUUGAAUUUGACGAAAAACAAAAAACAAAAAAAAAACUGCUGACAGUGACAAAUGAAUCAGCCUAUUAUUAAAACGAUUAUAUACAUAUUUUGAUUUGAUAGUAAAAAAAAAAAAAAAAAAAAAAAAAAAAAAAAAAAAAAAAUAUGCGAUGAUGACUGUUGGGCGAAGUAUAUAACAGUCCAAUUUCUCCGAUCGUCGACAAUGGCCCUCCCAGCAGCGUAUUGUGUAAUAUACAUCCUCUACAGUGAGUGAAUGUGUCUGAUUGUUUGUGUGUGUGUGUGUGUGUGUGUGUGUGUGUGUGUAAUGAAAAAUGAUGGAUGAUGUGAUGUCAAACAUGAAACGAUUUCCUCGUCUUUUUAUUUUUUUUUUUUCUUCUAAUAUUUCUUCCUCCACUUAACGGCCUGUACAGAAUUUGAAAAGGCGCGCCCUAAAAUGUUGGCCCGUUCAUUUGUUUCUUUUAUUCUCUUCGAUUUUUUUUUUGUUUUUCGUUUAUCAUGUGGCAGACACAACACAACAUUUGGCAGACAAUAAAAAAAAAAAAAACUGACAAAUUUGCGGUGACUCUCCCAGUGUUUUUGGUGUAUCGGCUUUCUGUCCAAUCAGAAUUUUAUUAUUCUUAUUAUUUUUUUUUUUUUUUUUUUCACUUCUCUAUUAAGCUUCAUCAAAUGCACCCCCCAGACAGGAUACAAAUGUACGUGGACAUGAAUUCUUAUUUUUUAGGCCAUCAAAA